UUAGUUCCCAACCAUCACUGCUGCGCUCUCGGAAUUUGUAUGAAUGGAGCUAUAGGUUGAAGAGUAGCCCACCGUUGCUCAGAACUGUGGACCAGUAAUGCUUUGGGUUUAAGAUUCAACCUCUACCGUUUUGAUUUAAAGUCAAGGAAGGUAUUUUUCUUCUUGAACUUGUAUCUGUCUACAAAAAAAUAACUUUCCUCAACCACCAGAUAAACUGCGUCGCUGAGAAGUGACCCCCAGUCGCUGGAACACUGAGAUGAACUCGCUUUAAUUUCGACAAAUAGGCUACAUAAACAACUUUGGAUAUUUGUGCGCAAUUUUUAAAAUUGCGUUUAACUCUUUUGCUUUAACUAGUACGCUUGUUCCAGACUGCGAAAACUACUCUAAAGAACAGCGGGGCGCGUCAUUGUGCGGUGUCCAGAGCCAAAACUUAAGCCUACUCAUAGAAACGGAGGGGUUGGAUUCCGAGUUGAUCCUUCUCUUCUCCAAAGGGGUUCUGUUGUACCCAGGAAAUUUUACGUCCGAGAUGCAUUGGAAGAAUAUUGCGCUGCGAGUUUGGACUCUCAUCGUACUCGUAAAGGUCACGUUGGGGGAUACCUGUGCCAGUGGCCGGUUCACAGAUUCGGGGGAUUGCUGUAAGCUGUGCCCAGCAGGGCAUGGCGUGGCAGUGGGAUGCGGGCAUGAAAACACACAGUGCCAGCCUUGCCAGAAGGGACUGACCUUUUCUGCCUCCGAAGGCCUCUCCCCGUGCCGGCCCUGCGCCCGCUGUCCCCUCGGCAUUCCCGAAAAGGCGGCCUGCGGCGCGUCCCAGGACACGCGGUGCGACUGCGGGGAGGGCUUCUACCUGUGGCGCGAGGAGAACAGCACGGCGGGGCUCUGCGCCCCCUGCUCCCUCUGCGGGCCGGGCCAGGGCGUGGCGCGGGCCUGCGGUCCCCACAGCGACACCGCCUGCCAGCCCUGCGGCCCGGGCACCUUCUCCGAGGAGCGGCGCUCCGCCAAGCCCUGCCAGCGCUGCUCCGCCUGCCAGGAGAACGAGGUGGAGAUCCGGCCCUGCCAGCCCAACUCCAACACGCUCUGCAUGGAGAGGAAGCUGCACAUACUGUCCCGCCCUGCUGAAUCUGACGGCGAAGAGGCUAGCCCUACCCCCCGAGGCCCAAAAUUCACCCCCCCGGAGGAAGGAGGGAACAGCAUCAUCCCGGUCUACGUGUCCUUGCUAGCUGCCGUGGUGCUGGGGCUUCUGUUCUACGUCGCCUACAAGUGCUGGACGUCCUGUAAGCAGAAGCAGGCUUUGGGAAAGGCGCGGGCGGGAGAACUGGGCGUGGCCUCUGAGGGAGAGAAACUGCACAGCGACAGCGGGGUGUUCCUGGACUCUCACAGCCUCGGGGACGGCCAGCCCAGCAAAGGUAGCAAGCGGGACAGCAAGCUGGACGGCCGGCUCUACCUGAACGUGCCCCCGCACAGGCAGCAGGAGGUGGAGAGUCUGCUGAAGGAGGGAGAGGGGCGGGGCUGGAGGCAGCUGGCCGCCCAGCUCGGGUACGAGCAGGAGCGGGCGGACGUGUUUGGGCGAGGCGAGGACCCCGUUCACACCCUGCUGUCCCACUGGGCGGGGCAGGAAGGGUCCACACUGGGCGUGCUCUGCUCCGCCCUGACCAGAAUCGAGCGGGUGGACGUGGUCAGUGUGCUCAUGGCUCCCGCCCAGGGCAGCUCUGUGGUCUGAGCCCCAGAAACCCCCCCACUGCCCCGCCCCCCAGAUUGACAGACUAAGGGCUGGGCCUAUGAGCCUGGCCACAGCUGUGGGGGAGGGGCGCCGGACUGCGCCACUCGAACUUCUGAAAGCAGGAACUAUGCCAGCUAUUAAAAAGGAGCCGUUGACCAUCGGUCCAUUCACUCCAGCAUCACCAGUCUUCAGAAGGCAAUGUAAGAACUCGGGGCAUUCCAUUCAAUCGGAGGCCCCGAUUGGUUGGAGGGAUCCCCUUCGUCUGAGAGACACAUCAGCAAAUACAUCCUUCCUUCAAAGCUCUCCUAUUCCUUCAUCUAGUCAAGCCCAUUGAUCCUGCGUCCUUCACAAACAGGUCCUGGACCCAAAAGCAAUAAUGAUCCAAUGGUCAUUCCAAGUCUUCAGCAUUGGUCUGUGCAGACUCGUCUCCUGUUCCUGGUGAAGUCACACGAGGCUGAUCUGUGCGCUUCCACUUUCUCAAUCGCACGGUCUCCUGAGCUGGCCUGCUGAUAUAUGUUGCUCUUUACAAUCACAUUAAUUAUAGCCAGAUUAUUAAAAAUGCUGUCUUUACUUGUCCCCUUACCUACCUGCGGUCCUUGACAGUGCAGACAUGGUCUGAUUGGUGCUCUUUCAUGCAGAACGGCUCAGGUUUAGAGACACCACUUUGUCCCUUUUUUGUCGAUAAGAACGUCCCUUUGUUUCCAACAGCCAGGUUUAUAGCCUGUAGCCUGCCGCUAGACUUGGCCCUCCUCAUGAAGCUGCCUGUUCAGCUGCCAUUAACAGUCACUGCUUUGCAGUGCCUGAAUCAUGUCAGUUAUUCAUUUAAAGGUAACUAAUUAUAAGCAAUUGCAUGUCUGUUCAUGGAGUUGUGCUCAUGGCUGUAGACAUAUUUAUUCAUCAUACUGUUCUCAGCAAAAUGCUAAACAUUUUUUUAAUGUUUACCAGUACAGAGUAAUUUGCCAACUGGUAGCUACUCGCUUUUUACUCGGUAUGGGAAAACAAAUAAUGGACAAAAUUGUUUCUUACAGUUAACACCAUUAUAAAGGUUCAUGUGUAAAAUUUGCCAGAGAUAUUGUAAAUUACAUGUUAAACAUUCUAGAUUGACUUGAGAUGCUACUUGAGAAUCACAAAAUGUAAUUUGUCCUGUUGCCAGCUGAAAGAUUAAUCGUUUCCUGACAUUUUUCAAAAUAUUUCAACAACAAAAGGCUGUACGCUAACAUUAUAGAACAAGGUUCAGUGUAUUGUUUAGCAGCUAACAUUAAGCAUCCUCAUGUGAUUAAUCUUUCUGUUAUGGACUGACACCAAGCUAUAUACACUGCAUGCAGCGGCUCCACGCUGCUUGUUCAGCUUCUGCACUUUUGCUCAACAGCUGAAAGUUCUACUUUAAAAUCACUUCCCUUAAAACCAUUGGACUGCACCAAAAAAAAUUGGUCCCCAUGCAAUUAAUAACUUCUUAAUUACAGUCUGUCAUGUGAGUAUAGCCAUUUGGUCAAAUAGAGCAGCUAUUGAGAUACAAAAAGGAUUUCAGCAGAAUUAGUCUAAAAUCCAGUUGCUCAAAACACCCAUGUCCACAGCCAUGUCUAUAAGAUACCUUAUCUAUCACUAUAUCAUUUUAGUCCUUGUUUCUAAAUGUCUUUGUAUGUUAAUAGGUCUUUUGAAAUAUUUUAUUUCGUGUAAUAAAUGAAUUUUGAAGAA
Molecule: messenger RNA, 3412 nt
Organism: Anguilla rostrata (American eel)
Lineage: Eukaryota; Metazoa; Chordata; Actinopteri; Anguilliformes; Anguillidae
Gene: nradd
Product: neurotrophin receptor associated death domain
Exons: 6
Coding region: 527-1717 (396 amino acids)
Biological process (GO): Rho protein signal transduction
Cellular component (GO): cell surface; plasma membrane
Molecular function (GO): nerve growth factor binding; death receptor activity; coreceptor activity
Source: RefSeq, a predicted model, not a curated record